Molecule: messenger RNA, 2366 nt
Organism: Silurus meridionalis
Lineage: Eukaryota; Metazoa; Chordata; Actinopteri; Siluriformes; Siluridae
Gene: sppl2a
Exons: 18
Coding region: 156-1754 (532 amino acids)
Biological process (GO): membrane protein proteolysis
Cellular component (GO): Golgi-associated vesicle membrane; lumenal side of endoplasmic reticulum membrane; lysosomal membrane
Molecular function (GO): aspartic endopeptidase activity, intramembrane cleaving
Source: RefSeq, a predicted model, not a curated record
AAAAAAGAUAAAGAAAGUGUUUCAGUCUCGAGACAGAACAUGUGAAUAAACAAACAAGAUAAAAGCUACAGGAUAUUUAUUACUUUUAAUAAAACUUUCAACACUUUCAGGUCCGUUUUUCUACCGAAUCUGCGACUAAGACAGAUGUUACCGAAAUGACAGCGAUCCUGUGGAUGAUUCUGGCCUUCACUCUGCUUCCGUAUCGGAGCGAGUGUCAUGAGGCCGUCCUGCACGUCUCUGAUGGGGAUCUUCAGCAGGAUUACUGUCUCGUUUACAACGCAUCAUGGUCCAACAUCUCCAAAACUCUCAGUGAUGCUGUGCGUUACAGGCUGGUGAACCUGACGUCCACCAUGCUGUGUGAUGUAGGUGGAGUAAAGCCAGACGUGGUGAAGGGCACCGCGGUGUGUGUGAUGAGAGGAGACUGUGCCUUCAGCAUCAAAGCUCAGGUGGCUCAGAAGCUCGGCGCCGCCGUGCUCCUCAUCGUCAGCCAAGACGCCAUGGGAACUCCAACAGCUAAUGCCAGCGACUAUGAUAAAGUCUCCAUUCCUCUGGCGCUCAUGAGGUACCGCGACUUCCUCGAUGUUCAGAAGGUGUUCACAGAGAGGAUGGAGGUGCAGCUCUAUGCUCCGCCCACCCCCGAGUUUGACGCCAGUGUCAUCAUCAUGCUUGCGGUCGCCGUCUUUACCGUGACCAUGGGCGGCUUCUGGAGCGGAGCUGCUGAGAAGGCGAAGCAGAGCGUGACGGCAUUCUCCACAGGAGAGGACAAAUCAGAAAGUGGAGAUCUCACACUCUACUCCCCACUGAAGGUUCUGCUCUUCGUGGUGCUGAUGUGUGUGAUGCUCCUUCUUAUGUACUUUUUCUACAGGUACCUGGUGUACGUUAUUAUCGUGAUCUUCUGCCUGGCCUCAGCUACUGGUCUCUACAGCUGCCUCGAGGCACUACUGAACGCAGUAGGGUGCAGUAAACUCAGCGUGUCCUGUAAUGAGAAGAGCUUCUCUGUGAGGAAUGUGUUCCUGGCUGCAGUGUGUAUCACUCUGGCAGUGGUUUGGGGUGUUUAUCGAAAUGAGGACAGGUGGAUCUGGAUCCUGCAGGAUGUCCUGGGGAUUGCUUUCUGUCUGAACUUCAUGAAAACCAUCACACUGUCCAACUACAAGGUAUGUGUGAUCUUGCUCAGUCUGCUGCUGGUUUACGACGUCUUCUUUGUCUUUAUCACCCCGUUCCUCACACCUAAUGGAGAGAGCAUCAUGGUGCAGGUUGCUCUCGGCCCGGGUGCUGGAGGAGAGAAGGGCAGUGGUGAUGUGAUGAUUCCAGCAGAUCCUACUCCCACAUAUGAGAAAUUGCCCGUGGUGAUGCGCAUUCCUCGGUUUUCAGCAUGGGCGGAGAACUUGUGUGAGAUGCAGUUCUCCAUCCUUGGGUACGGUGACAUCAUCAUUCCAGGCCUGUUGGUGGCGUACUGUCACCGGUUCGAUGUCUGGAUCGGCAGCUCAAACAGAAUCUACUACGUCUCCUGCGCUGUUGCGUACACUCUGGGUCUGGUGUUGACCUUCGUGGUCAUGUUGCUGUCUAAGAUGGGUCAGCCGGCUCUGCUGUACCUGGUCCCGUUCACUCUGCUGACCAGCGCCCUGCUCGCCUGGAAACGCAAAGAGUUCAAACAGUUCUGGGCAGGAACCACCUACCAGGUGUUGGACUCAUCCAAGGAACCUUUAAUACCAGAUGGAGACGCUGAAUAUCCCGGCACAGUGAGGAAGUGCUGAUCAGCUGGAAUUUGUGUGUGCCUUAAUCAGUGCCUCAGGCUCCGCCCCCUACUCACCCCCACACACGUGAUUGAAGUGUUUAAUGGACCCUGUGGUGACAGCUGUAACCGUGGCAACGUUACAGGAAACAUCCUGAACAUCAGAGUUUCACCUGAAACCUCUGUGGGAACUGUGGGAGAAGUUCCGUCUCGGCGUGUCCCCCUGCGGGACGUCAUCACAUGAUCACGUGUUGAUGUGGAAUGUAAAAAUGGGGCCUGUGAUGAUGAUGAUGAUGAUGUUUUUUAAUUUGAAUAAUGAUUUCAGUGUUUCUGUAUGUAAUCAAUUCUCAUUCAACAUUACUCAGUUCUUUUCCUGCCUUAAAGUAAAUAUGGACAAAUGUGUAACGAUGCCAGUCACACUCGCAGUGACGUGUUCACCCUGACGUGUUCACGGGGACGUGUAUUGCGACUGCACUCAUUAUUGUGCAGAAUCUGUUAUCUGUUUUUAACUGAUGCCAUAAUGAGGGAACUCAGUGAUUUAUAACGACCUUAACGAAGCACAAACCCACUUCACUGAGGGGGGUGUAAACUUAUGAGCAUGUAAAAAUGAAUACGAAUAAAACUGCUGACUGAA